This is a messenger RNA of Musca vetustissima, 882 nucleotides long. RefSeq names its product RNA-binding protein 7. Gene Ontology annotation, biological process: regulation of alternative mRNA splicing, via spliceosome. Gene Ontology annotation, molecular function: single-stranded RNA binding. Bases 1 to 882 code for a protein of 293 amino acids. The transcript has a single exon. The record is from RefSeq and is a predicted model, not a curated record. Gene Ontology annotation, cellular component: nucleus. NCBI's taxonomy places the organism in Eukaryota, Metazoa, Arthropoda, Insecta, Diptera, Muscidae.
AUGAAUUGGUCACACGAUGUACAAUUACAGCUAUUACAGCAGCAAAUCCAUCAACAUCUAAUGGGGGGUAAUUACAACAACAGUGGUGGCAAUAUGCCCUCACCGCCACCGCCGGACUACUAUCAUAAGCGCAUUUCCGAACCCAUUGUUGUGGAGGAGAGUGACGACGAAGAUGAUGAGGAACAGAGAACGCUGUUUGUUGCCAAUCUAGAUGAAAAGGUUACCGAAGAGCUGCUCUAUGAAGUAUUUCUACAAGCGGGACCCAUUGAACGGGCCCGCAUACCAAAAGACAACAACGGACGACAGAGAACAUUUGGCUUUAUCACCUACACCUCGAAAUGCACGCCGCCCUAUGCCAUGCAUUUGUAUCAAGGUCUGACACUAUAUCGUAAAUCAUUGACCAUUAAAUAUAAGGGACGUACUAUGCCGCCACCAUUAAAAUCUCCGAAUUUUGGUAACACAAAUAGUGGUAACAGUGGUAGUAGCAACAGUAACAACAAUCACCGCCACAGCUAUGACAAUUCCGCACUGAGGAGUGGUGGUAAUUUUUCAUCAUAUAAUGAUAAUACACGUAUGAUGGAUAGCAAUACCUCUCCCUCUGGUUCUUCUAGGCAUCAGGAACAACGUCUAUCGAAACAUGCCUCGAACCAAAUGAGACCACAUACGAAUUCAAGUCCAUAUCAGCGUAACACAUCAAAUAACUACGAUAAAUGGAGAUCAAGUAACAAUAGCAACAACAAUAAAAAUAAUGGCAAUAAUCGCUAUUCGGAUCCCAGCAACAAUAGCAAUAAUAAUCAUAAUCAUCAUCAAAAUAAUAAGAAUAGCAAUAACAAUCGUUAUUCGGAUCGUGAUCAUCGUGGUGGAAAUAAAUAUCGUAGAUAA